AUGCCUGCGCCUCCUUCACCAGUCUGCCCACCGUUGCUACUUGCAGCACCACCUCGUCCACAACAUUUCUUGGUGCCCUCUUUUCAUCCUCAGGUACCCACUGCUCUUGGUCCUGCUCCUGAUGAUCCUGCACCUGGCCCUGUAGACCCAGACAUCCCACCCAGCGCCCCCGAGGACUUCGCAUCUGCCGCGAGAGAAGCAUCACAUUCCUCGCUUAUUCCUCCCACCGCUCACCCUUCUCAUAUGUACAACCCUCCCACUCCCAAUGCUUUUCCUGCUGAUUCUCCCACAGAUUAUGCGCCAUUCGACGGAGUUGUCACUCAGCGGCCGAGUGGUUCGCACCCCUUCCUGCCAUGCCUCGCACGGGCCCCAUGGGAUUACCAGGGGGCCAUAGAGGAGUACAAGAGGGCUUACCAUGCUUCCAUGGGACUACCGGGAUGCCCCCUGGGGCCCUGCCAGGCCCCCAGUGGACUACCAGAAGGCCCCCCAGGGGCCCCAUGGUAUUACCAGGGCUAA
Messenger RNA from Homarus americanus (American lobster), 516 nucleotides. Its product is annotated as proline-rich receptor-like protein kinase PERK2. The record is from RefSeq and is a predicted model, not a curated record. The transcript has 2 exons. Lineage: Eukaryota; Metazoa; Arthropoda; Malacostraca; Decapoda; Nephropidae. Bases 1 to 516 code for a protein of 171 amino acids.